GCCGCGCGCGUCCGCGCGGAAUCCCCGGGUCUCCGUUCCGCCGCCGGGAACUGCGGGGAGGCGACAUGUAGCAGCGGCCGCAGCAGAACCACCUCGUAUUUGCAACUCUUUUUUUUUUUUUUUGAGGGGCGGGGGGCGCGGCAAAAUUGCAUCUCCGCCCUCGCUUUCUUGCCUACUCCCGUGCGCAAGCUGCAUCUGCCUCUAAAAAUUGAGGGGCUCGGGGGAGGGCGGGGGGCCAUAAAUCAGAGUUGGACCGGCACUGCCCCCGCGCCUGGAGGGCCACCAUGACCGAGGAGAGCUCCGAGGUUCCCAGGGAGCUGACAGAAAGCAUAAAGGAUGUUAUUGGCAGAAAGAUAAAAAUUGCAGUGAAGAAGAAAGUAAAGUUGGAAGUUAAGGGAGACAAAGUUGAAAACAAAGUGCUGGUGCUCACAUCAUGCCGAGCCUUCCUUGUAACAGCACGGAUCCCUACCAAGCUCGAGUUAACCUUCAGCUACUUGGAGAUUCACGGUGUCAUCUGCAGCAAGUCAGCUCAGAUGGUGGUGGAAACUGAGAAGUACAACAUCUCCAUGAAGAUGGCAUCGCCCGAGGACGUGAGCGAAGUGCUAGCCCACAUCGGCACCUGCCUGCAGAGGAUAUUUCCUGGCCUCUCCCCAGUGCGAAUCAUGAAAAAAGUCUCCAUGGAGCCAUCUGACCGACUGGCCAGUCUCCAGGCUCUGUGGGACAACCAGACCGUGGCCGAGCAGGGCCCCUGUGGUGGAUUUUCUCAGAUGUACGCCUGUGUUUGCGACUGGCUCGGGUUUUCAUACCGAGAAGAAGUACAGUGGGAUGUGGAUACAAUUUAUCUGACGCAAGACACCAGGGAAUUGAAUUUACAAGACUUCAGUCAUCUUGACCACAGGGACCUAAUCCCCAUCAUUGCUGCUCUGGAAUACAAUCAGUGGUUCACAAAGCUAUCUUCCAAGGAUCUGAAGCUGUCCACCGAUGUCUGUGAACAGAUCUUGAGAGUGGUGAGUAGGUCCAGUCGGCUGGAGGAAUUGGUGUUGGAAAACGCCGGGCUCAGAACAGAUUUUGCCCAAAAACUGGCCAGUGCCCUAGCGCAUAAUCCCAACUCAGGACUCCACACAAUUAACCUUGCUGGCAACCCACUGGAGGAUCGAGGUGUGUCCUCUUUAAGUAUUCAAUUUGCCAAACUCCCAAAGGGAUUAAAGCAUUUAAAUUUAUCUAAAACCUCAUUAUCACCUAAAGGGGUGAAUAGCCUUUCUCAGUCACUCAGUGCCAACCCAUUGACCGCCACCACCCUUACCCAUCUCGACCUCUCAGGGAACGUCCUUCGCGGAGACGACCUCUCGUACAUGUACAGUUUUUUGGCCCAGCCAAAUGCCAUUGCUCAUCUGGAUUUAUCCAAUACAGAAUGUUCCCUGGACAUGGUCUGCGCGGCUCUUCUCCGGGGAUGCCUCCAGUAUUUAUCCGUGCUCAAUCUCUCCAGAGCUGUCUUUUCUCACCGGAAAGGAAAAGAAGUACCCCCGUCCUUCAAACAGUUCUUCAGUAGCUCUCUGUCUCUGAUGCAGCUCAACCUUUCAGGCACAAAACUGUCUCCUGAGCCGUUAAAAGCGCUGUUGCUGGGCCUGGCUUGCAAUCAUAACUUGAAGGGGGUUUCUCUUGAUCUCAGCAAUUGUGAGCUGAGAUCAGGAGGCGCACAAGUAUUAGAAGGCUGCAUCGCCGAAAUCCACAACAUCACCAGCUUAGAUAUCUCCGAUAAUGGUUUAGAAUCUGACCUAUCCACCUUAAUAGUGUGGCUCAGUAAAAACAGAUCAAUACAACACCUGGCAUUAGGCAAAAAUUUUAAUAAUAUGAAAUCCAAAAAUCUGACACCUGUGUUGGACAACUUAGUGCAGAUGAUUCAAGAUGAAGAAUCGCCCCUGCAGUCCUUGUCCCUGGCCGACUCAAAACUCAAGACCGAGGUCACCAUCCUCAUCAAUGCCCUGGGAAGCAACACCUCUCUGACCAAAGUGGACAUCAGUGGGAACGGGAUGGGGGACAUGGGAGCGAAGAUGCUGGCCAAAGCCCUGCAGAUCAACACCAAGCUCAGGACUGUCAUAUGGGACAAGAACAACAUUACCGCACAAGGCUUUCAGGAUAUAGCUGUUGCUAUGGAAAAGAACUAUACAUUGAGAUUUAUGCCGAUCCCUAUGUAUGAUGCUUCUCAAGCCCUAAAAACAAACCCUGAAAAAACAGAAGAGGCUCUGCAAAAGAUCGAAAACUAUCUGCUCCGGAAUCACGAGACCCGAAAGUACCUGCAAGAGCAGGCCUACCGCCUACAGCAGGGCAUUGUUACCAGCACCACGCAGCAGAUGAUUGACAGAAUAUGUGUGAAAGUACAGGACCAUCUCAACUCUUUACGAAAUUGUGUGGGAGACGCUGUCCAGGAAGACUUAAAGUCUGCAGAAAGGCUCAUGCGUGAUGCGAAGAACUCUAAAACGCUGUUACCAAACUUAUACCAUGUCGGGGGGACGUCUUGGGCAGGAACCAGUGGCUUGUUAUCCGGUCCCAUUCAAGAGACCCUGGAAUCAAUGGCUGGAGAAGUGACAAGAGUUGUAGAUGAACAACUGAAGGUGUUGCUUGAGUCCAUGGUCGAUGCCGCCGAGAACCUUUGUCCCAACGUGAUGAAGAAAGCCCACAUUCGACAAGACUUGAUUCAUGCCAGCACUGAAAAGAUUUCCAUCCCACGUACCUUUGUGAAAAACGUCCUGUUGGAGCAGUCUGGAAUUGACAUCCUUAACAAGAUUAGUGAAGUGAAGCUGACAGUGGCCUCCUUCCUGUCCGAUCGGAUUGUGGAUGAAAUCCUGGAUGCACUCUCACACUGCCAUCAUAGACUGUGUGCCUGCUGUGAUUUUUCUAGCCCAGAAGAAAAGAUGACCCCUAAGUCCAAAAGGAAGAGUAUCCAUAGCCGGAUGCUGCGACCUGUUUCCAGAGCCUUCGAGAUGGAGUUUGAUCUCGAUAAAGCGCUGGAGGAGGUGCCCAUUCACAUCGAGGACCCGCCUUUCCCGUCCGCCCGACAGGAGAAGCGGAGCUCGGGGUUUAUCUCCGAGCUGCCUUCCGAGGAGGGGAAGAAGCUGGAGCACUUCACCAAGUUAAGGCCAAAGCGGAGUAAGAAGCAGCAGCCCACCCAGGCGGCGGUCUGCGCCGCUAGCGUCGUCCCCCACGACGGUGAGCAGAACGGCCUUAUGGGGAGAGUGGACGAAGGUGUGGAUGAAUUUUUCACCAAGAAGGUGACCAAAAUGGAUUCCAGGAGAUCAUCAGCAAGAGGCUCAGAGUCCCAUGAGCUUAGCGAAGGAGGAGAUGAAAAGAAAAAGCGAGACUCUCGGAAAAGCGGCUUUCUCAAUUUAAUCAAAUCCCGGUCCAAAUCUGAGCGGCCACCUGUGGUCUUGACGAUGGACGAACCGUCCUCGCCAAAGGGGGCCGUCAGAAGUCCAGCCACGGACACCCCCAGGAAGGAUGCGAAGCCCGCGGAGCACAAUGGCAGUUCGGAGCGGACAGAGGAGAUAAAAACCCCCGACUCCCUUGAGGAAGGUCAAGGGGAGGACGUGGGCAAGGUGGAGCGGAGUGACAGCAAGAGGAGCCCGCAGGGCGGGCGGAGGUACGGUGUCCAGGUGAUGGGCAGCGGUCUGCUGGCAGAGAUGAAGGCCAAGCAGGAGAGGAGAGCGGCCUGUGCGCAGAAGAAGCUCGGGAAUGAGGCCAUCUCUCAGGAUUCCUCCAGCCUGGCCUUGGGCGGCACAGAACGGCUGGACGGAUGUGGGGCAGUGCCUAAACUGCACCCAGGUGUUGCGGAGAGCCGCUUCGGUUUGGGAACACCCGAAAAGAAUGCCAAAGCGGAGCCCAAAGUGGAUGCGGGCUCCAGGUCGCGGGGCUCUUCCAGCACACCGACCAGCCCGAAGCCCCUCCUGCAGUCCCCCAAACCCAGCCUGGCAGCGCGGCCCACCGUCCCGCAGAAACCGAGAACCUCCUCACGGCCCGGUAAGGGUUCUGCUGGGCAGGAGGUGACCCUUCACCCCACCUCACCCCCCGUCAGGCGGCAUCUAGGGCUAGCUGGAUCGCGACUCCAUCCAUGGUUCCAGGAGCUGCUGGUGAACAUGGGCACAGGGGGUCUGCAGGAGGGCUCAGAGAAACCUGCCAACAGUUUCAACAGGGACAAACCUUCCCUUUCUAUUUCAGUUUCAAGGAAGAGCUGGGGCCAGCAGGCCCAGGAGUAUCAAGAACAGAAGCAAUGGUCCUCCAGUAAAGAUGGCCACCAAGGCAGCAAGUCCAGCGACUCUGGGGAAGAAGCAGAAAAAGAGUUUAUUUUUGUGUAAAGGUCCCCCAUGCAGACUGCACAGGGUGCUCUGUUAGCCAUUAGAGAGGAACAAAGGGCAACACCUCUUCCUACUUCCGACGCUCUUCUCUUGGUGCUUUUUUCUUUUCUUUCUCCUUCUUUCUUUACUUACUUUUUGAAAACAAACAGACCCAGUUUUUGCCGUAGGGGGGAAUCCAAACACACUUGUUUGGUCUUCUCCCCACCCUGGGCGUUUGAGUUUGAAGCAUUCCUUCUAUGCCUUCAGUGAAUGCCAGCGACUCUCCAUGCGUCCUACUUGAAUUUUCUCUGAGGCAGCUACAGUUUGCCCUGCAAUUUGAGUUUUGGGAGGUGAACAAAGCAACCAGACACAUAACUCACACAAGUAAUACCAUCGGCUGACCGUGGGGCUCCGCUGUGGGUGCCCGUCACAUCUGCACUUGAUAGAGCGAUUUGUUCUUGAUGUAUGCAAUUGCACAUUGUAAGUAUAUUAACAGAGCACACUAAUAAAUAAUUUGUACAAAUUAUAUAUAUUAGAUCUCGGCUAUGGUUUUUACAUUCUCCCAUGGGGAACUUCUUCCUUCCUGAUGUGGAAUUGUACAUUUAAAUUUGGUCGGUGACCUUUGUAGGACCAUCAGUAAGCACAGUGAAGAACAGAGUGAGAGAGGCCUGCGGCUGAUGCUAUCAUGUGCCGGGGUCAAUGUACAUAGUUGAUUGGAAUGAAGUUUUAUGAGUGUUCGUGAUUUUCAAAGGCCUUUAAUUUCUGUCUGCAUAUUAGCUUUUAAUGUAUGAUUUGAAGAAAGAAUACUUUGACACCUGUAAAAAAAUCAAAACACUACUCUUUUUAAGACAUUUCACGAAUAUUCACUUACAUUACAGGCUGAGGUAUUUUAUUCAUAUGUAUAUUUAUACCAAUAAAAUGAUUUUACAAGUGGAA
Leptonychotes weddellii (Weddell seal) is the source of this 5264-nucleotide messenger RNA. The record is from RefSeq and is a predicted model, not a curated record. NCBI's taxonomy places the organism in Eukaryota, Metazoa, Chordata, Mammalia, Carnivora, Phocidae.